This is a messenger RNA of Mesorhabditis spiculigera, 498 nucleotides long. NCBI's taxonomy places the organism in Eukaryota, Metazoa, Nematoda, Chromadorea, Rhabditida, Rhabditidae. The record is from the annotation of a GenBank genome assembly.
AUGAAAUCCCUCGCAUCACUAAAUAUCGACAAAUGGGCCCCGUCGGCGUUUUGCUGCCUGAAGAAGGGAGAUGGGGAAUUGUCAAUUGAAAAUGGGGAAUACGGUGCUUCGAGCGGUCCGAUCGAGAUUUUGGAUCACAAAACGUUACGGUUGAACAAUUUCUCAAUUCAGGGGACGAAGCCACCAGACGCCUGGAUCUACCUCGGCCAGGGCGAAAUCAACCAGAAUACCGGCCAGAAAGCGCUGAUCGUUGGAAGGGACACGAACUGGAAGCACUGCAAAAUUCACGAGGAUCUGGCGAAUCGGCAGGUGGAAAUUCGGUUGGGUGGGAAUCAGACGGUUUACGAUGUGGAUUAUCUAUCGAUUUUCUGCUAUCAGUACAGUGUUGACUUUGGCAGCAUUCGAUUCAAGGUUGACCCCUCGAGAGUACCGGUCCCAUUCCAUAUGCCGCCGGAAAGCGAUAGGGGAUUUCCGGCAGACCCGGCCCCAAUUGACUGC